This is a messenger RNA of Diprion similis, 3534 nucleotides long. Its product is annotated as sarcosine dehydrogenase, mitochondrial. Lineage: Eukaryota; Metazoa; Arthropoda; Insecta; Hymenoptera; Diprionidae. The transcript is spliced from 16 exons. Bases 360 to 3116 code for a protein of 918 amino acids. The record is from RefSeq and is a predicted model, not a curated record. Gene Ontology annotation, molecular function: protein binding; sarcosine dehydrogenase activity. Gene Ontology annotation, cellular component: mitochondrial matrix; mitochondrion; cytoplasm.
UUUGUGUCAUUAAAUACCGUGUUAUAAUAUAACGGGGUUUUUGCAUAUACAAUUUUCAAAGCAUCUUUUCAUAUCUCUAAUAGCUGUUCCCAUGGCACUAUAUGCAGAUAGAGGAUCAACUUCUCUCUUCCCAAGGUCGCCUGCUAUGUUUUUACAGUAACCCAAUACACAGUGCGUAUUGUACCACCGUGCUGUGAGGAAUACAUGUUCAAAUUGUAAAAUCGUUCUUGAAACGCACGUGUCAUAAUAACAUAUACAACAGUGUAGAGGCAACUGCAGGAGUGACGUAUUAUGUGAAGAAACAGAGAGUGAUGAAGCGUAGCCUCAGAUAAGAAAUUGUACAAAAUAGAUGAUCCGUUAUGACUUUAGUCAAAACAGUUUGUUCUGAAGCUGGCGGUCAGUCACGCACAAAAUUCAAGACAUUGAUCAGUAAAACCGAAAACAUGAUCCGCUUAGCGGCAUUUAAGCUGGGAAACAGAAAAACAAUCAUUGACGGUAAGAGAACAUUGCUGACCAAACCCACAGAAGAAAAUAGUACAUGUAACCAAACAAUAAAUGUUCCUGGAUUUGCAGAUGUAGUAGUGAUAGGUGGAGGUAGUGCAGGUUGCAAUGCUCUUUACCACUUGGCAAAAUAUGGAGUCAGCGCAAUACUUUUGGAACGAGCCAAAUUAACAGCUGGAACAACAUGGCAUACUGCAGGUUUGAUUUGGCGACUGAGACCAAACGAUGUGGAAAUGCAAUUAUUGCACACCACAAGAGAAUUGCUAAUGCGUUUAGAAGCAGAAACCGGAUUAAACCCUGGAUGGAUUAAUAAUGGCGGGCUGUAUAUUGCUAAUUCUGAUAUAAGAAUGGAUGAGUAUAAGAGAUUGGCAACAGCAGGAAAAGCUUUUGGUAUAGAUUCACAUCUAGUGUCUCCGGGAGAGGCACGUCAGAUUUUUCCCCUCUUAAACGAGCAAGCAUUUUAUGGGGCGCUAUACACUCCAGGAGAUGGUGUGGUCGACCCUGCGAUGCUGUGCAAUGCAUUAACAAAAUAUGCCAAGGAACACGGUGCCAAGGUAGUACAAGAUUGUCCGGUAACUAGAAUACUGAAAAAAGAAACACAAUUAGGCUCCUCGCAAAUUGUCGGUGUGGAAACACCAUAUGGUAUUAUAAAAACGAACUGCGUACUGAAUGCUGCAGGAGUUUGGUCAAGAAGCAUAUCUAAAAUGGCUGGCCUCCAGAUACCUUUAAUUCCAAUGAAACACGCUUAUGUUGUUAGCGAACCUAUUGAGGGUGUACAGAAUUGUCCAAAUAUAAGGGAUCACGAUAGAAACAUGUACUUUAGAAUACAAGGCUCAUCUCUAUGCAUGGGAGGCUAUGAGCCAAACCCUAUUAUUUUGCAAUCCGUUCCAAACGAUUUCAACUUCGGAUUGUACGAGUUAGACUGGAAUGUAUUUAGCACACACAUUGAUGGAGCUACGGAACUAGUUCCUCAAUUUUCAACGGCAGGCAUAAGGAGUACUGUAUGUGGACCUGAGAGUUUCACUCCAGACCACAAACCCAUUUUAGGAGAGGAUCCCAGAUGUAUGGGAUUUUUCCACAGCUGUGGUUACAACAGUGCUGGAAUGAUGCUGGGAGGUGGUUGUGGGGAUCAAAUAGCAAAGUGGAUAAUUCAUGGACGACCAGAUAAACACAUGUACAGCUAUGAUAUUAGAAGAUUUACGCCAGAGCAAACAAGUGAUUCUCUUUGGGCAAAUGAGAGGUCUCAUGAAGCAUAUGCAAAAAAUUAUAGUAUAGUUUUUCCCCAUGAUGAAUAUCUGAGUGGACGAAAUAUGAAUAAAGAUCCAUUUCAUGAGGUUCUAUUAAAAGAAGGUGCAGUCAUGGAAGAACGGCAAGGAUGGGAAAGACCAGGGUGGUUUCUCUCUGAAGGGACCGUGCAAAUUCCACCAUAUGAUUAUUAUGGAAGUUAUGGUUCACCGAAGAAUGAGAAUGAUAAAUAUAGCAAGUUGCUUCAACAAGAUUAUACAUUCAAUUUUCCAGAACACCAUCGAAUUAUCAGAGACGAAGCUCUGGCAUGUAGAAACAAUGCGGUAUUGUUUAAUCUGUCAUAUUUCGGAAAAUUCUACCUUUGUGGACCAGAAGCUGAGAAGGCUGUUGAUUAUCUAUUUACAGCUAACACUAAUCGUGAAGUAAACAAGACUACCUAUACUUGUAUGCUUAACAAACACGGUGGUGUCGAAGCAGACUGUACUGUUACAUGUAUAGAAGGUGGAACUGGAACUGUAGUGGAUCCAAUUCUUAAAGGAAAAGGAUUUCUUAUCGUGGCUGGUGGUAUGUCUGGAUAUCAAACAUGGGUGCACAUGAAUCAAGUGGUAAAAAAGAAAGGGUUUGAGGUCACUUUGCACGAUGCUACAAAACAAAUUGGUGUUCUCGCUAUACAGGGGAAAAAGAGUCGCAAAAUAUUGGAAAGUAUUGUGGAUGAGGAUAUAUCAGAUACAGCUUUUCCAUUCUCGACCUCAAAGCUUUUAAAAAUCAAGGGAAAUUCAGUGCGUGUAAUAAGGCUAAGUUUCGUAGGAGAGCUUGGGUUUGAGUUACACAUCCCAUUGCCGGUAUGCACGGAAGUUUAUCACGCAGUAAUGGAAGCUGGAAAAGCUUAUAAAAUGAAAUUAGCUGGGUACAGAGCACUAUACAGUCUCAGUAGUGAAAAAGGCUAUCACUUAUGGCACUCAGAUCUCAGGAUGGAUGACAAUCCCAUUGAAGCAGGUCUAGGCUUUGUCUGUCGGAAAUCUGGAGACUACCUUGGGAAGAGGAAAAUAGAUUAUGUUAGAAAAAAUGGAGUAAAGAGGAAAAUGGCAUAUUUUCUCAUAGACGAGCAAAUUCCUUUGUGGGGUUUGGAAGCAAUUUACAGAAAUGGCAGAAAUGUUGGAUACUUAAGGAGAGGCGAAUAUGCUUUUGCACUUGAAAACAGUAUUGGACAAGGAUAUGUAACACAUCCUGAAGGCGAGAACGUAACGAAACAUUACUUGGAAUCUGGAAACUACGAAAUUGAAAUUAUGGGAUACAAGUAUCCAGCCAAACUACAUAUACACAGUCCGUUCGAUCCAGAAAAUAAAAGACUAUAUGAUAUAUAUGAUUAAAAUACAUAAAAAUUAUUCUUUCGUAAUUAUUCAUUACAAUUUUAGCCUUGACUGAGAACUGAUGUAAUUAAAUUAUUUUCCACUGUUUCACACAAAAUCAACUAAAUUACACCAAAAGAUAAGCUCAGCAUUAAAUCCAUCUGUAGCAAAAAUGUAAAACCGUACAUGCUAUUACUGUGUAAUACAGACAGCAUGUGGAAGUUGGCAGGCUGUGAAUUAACGUGAAUGCAUAGUAGUUACAGGAAAAGAGCAAGAAAAGUGGUGAUGAAUUGUGAUCAAAUUUAUGAGAACAGCAGUUGUCUGAAUUAGUUUUUAACACAUUUUUAUUCAAAAUUAUUUUAAACACAUUUACUCAAAUAAAUAUUUUGAAAAAAAAGUAUCAUUCAACAAUUAUCAAAGCCACGAAGCUUCGUGCACC